Candoia aspera is the source of this 3008-nucleotide messenger RNA. RefSeq names its product heat shock protein family A (Hsp70) member 13 (gene HSPA13). Gene Ontology annotation, molecular function: ATP binding; ATP-dependent protein folding chaperone. The transcript has 5 exons. Lineage: Eukaryota; Metazoa; Chordata; Lepidosauria; Squamata; Candoiidae. Gene Ontology annotation, cellular component: nucleus; cytoplasm; cytosol. The coding region runs from base 124 to 1539 and encodes 471 amino acids. The record is from RefSeq and is a predicted model, not a curated record.
AGGUUUUCCAAGCUGUUCACGAGAAACGAAGGUACAGUCAGCAAACCGGUAAAUGAUUCAGGAAGCCGGAUAGCAGUGUAGCUGCUGGUGCCUAUAGGACUCGCCAGGGGAAGAUUAUUGGAAAUGGCCGGGGAAAUGACGGUGUUGGGUUCUGCUAUUUUGACCCUUUUACUGGCUGGAUAUCUAGCCCAACAGUAUUUACCUAUGCCCACACCAAAAGUAAUAGGGAUUGACCUUGGUACCACAUACUGUUCAGUUGGAGUGUUCCUUCCUGGUACAGGGCAGGUGAAAGUGAUUCCAGAUGAAAAUGGACACAACAGCAUUCCAAGCAUAGUGUCAUUUACUGAGAAUGAUGUGUAUGUGGGAUAUGAUGGGCUAGAAUUAGCAGAUGCAAAUCCACAGAACACUGUGUAUGAUGCCAAGAGAUUUAUAGGGAAGAUCUUCACACCAAAGGAACUUUUAAAUGAAAGCAGCAGAUAUCCAUUUAAGAUCCUUAACAACAAGGGAGCUGCUGAAUUUUCUGUUGUAACCAAUGAGACUAUUAGGGUAACCCCAGAAUAUAUUGGUUCUCAGCUUCUUUUGAAAUUGAAAAGAAUGUCAGAGGAUUAUCUUGGACUGCCGGUUUCCAAAGCAGUUAUUUCAGUGCCAGCAGAGUUUGAUGAAAGGCAGCGGAACUACACAAUUAAGGCAGCUAGCCUUGCAGGACUGGAAAUUCUGCGGGUAAUUAAUGAGCCCACUGCUGCAGCAAUGGCAUAUGGUCUUCACAAGGCUGAUGUCUCUAAUGUUAUGGUGGUAGAUCUGGGUGGAGGAACCUUGGAUGUCUCCCUGCUAAAUAAACAAGGAGGGAUGUUCCUAACUCGAGCUAUGGCAGGGAACAACAAACUUGGAGGACAGGACUUCAAUCAACGGUUGAUGCAAUACCUCUAUAAUGAAAUUCAUCACAUGUACGGCUCUCUGCCUUCUAAAAAAGAAGAAAUACAUCGACUCAGGCAGGCUGUAGAAUCUGUCAAAUUAAAUUUGACAAUUCAUACCUCUUCCACAAUCCGAAUUUCUCUUACUAUGCCAGAGAAGAAAAACCAACAUGAAAACCUGCAGGAGGAUAACAGACAUGAAAAUUACUCUCCAGAUACAGAAAUCGGCAUGAAAGAGAACGGGAAAGAUAGUUUUUCAAAAUCUCUUGAUGGCACAUGGAAAACAAUUAGCUUUGAAACAGAAAUUUCCCGGAAACUCUUUGAGACAUUAAAUGAGGACCUUUUUGAGAAAAUUCUUGUGCCCAUUGCACAGGUACUGAAGGAAGGACAUCUACACAAGACAGAAGUAGAUGAGAUUGUAUUAGUUGGAGGCUCCACCCGAAUUCCAAGAAUACGUAAAGUUAUUACAGAAUUCUUUGGAAAGAAACCCAACACUUCUGUUGAUCCAGACCUAGCUGUUGUAAUAGGGGUGGCAAUCCAAGCAGGAAUUGUUGGGGGAUCUUGGCCUCUUCAAGUUAGUGCUGUGGAAAUCCCAAACAGGCAUUUACGAAAGAUGAAUUUCAAUUGAACUUCAGUGUUCUUACACCAUUCUUUUUUUUUUUAAAUACCAUAAACUGUUUGUCCAGCUUAAUUCUAUUUGCAUGAUGCUGGAUCGUUCAGUGUACAUUAGUUCCUCCCCGUCAUUGAAGAGAUUCAUAAUCUGGAUUUAAAGAAAUUAUUCAUUUCUGCUCGAGCUACCUGAAAACAUGAGCUCAUUAUUUAAAGAAGGCCAAUGAUCAGAAGCUUCAUUCCUGAAACUUUAUUUUAUUGUCCUAUUUUAAUAAUGAACAGAACCUCAAGACUUCAUUACUUGAAUAAGGAACAAAAUAAUUUGAGAGUAAUGAUGACAAUAGUGUUGGCAUUAUAUCCUGAUAUUUUUCAGGAGUUUGUAUUGACUGGGCCUUGCCUGACAUGGAGCAGUAUUAAUAUAUAUCACAGUGAAGUUCCUCUUAAAUGGCAUUUAAAAGCACUUUUCUUAAUGUUGUGUUCAAGCCUGAAUAUGUUUUAGGUACUGUCAAUUCUGUGUCUGUGUUCAUUAACACCAGAAACUUAGGGGGACUACCACUAUUGGGCACCUCUUAAUAUCUGAUAUAAUAAGAGGCAAUGAUUCUGUAUGAUGACUUCCCAUAUAGAAGUGGGCACUAGUACCAUUGCUGAUUAUAUGACAUAAUGACCCUCUUCAGAUAUAGUACAAAACUAUUGAGUAGUGUUAUAUAAAUGAGCCUUGGGUUCAUAUGCUCCCCUUUCCUCCAGCAAGGCCAUAAGCAGAUUGAAAGUUUUUGCUUCCGUUUUCAAUUUAUUGCAGUUUAGUGUUAUGACUUAACCCUAAAAUGUGGUUAAUCCUAAUGAUCGCAUACUGAAACAUGCCAGCUUCAUAAGCUGCUGUUUGAAGUUGGCCUGUUCUAGUAAAUCACAUAUCAGCUAACCAGUUUAUGGUUUAGCAACAUAUGGAUGUCCCAUAGAUUCAUUCAAAACUUUCAUACCAGUCUGUGUGAAAAUUUAGUGUUCCAUCACAAUGCAGUAAAUAUAAGAAUUUUGCCUAAUAGCCAACUCUUAGUUUCAGGUGGGUUAAAAUUAGGCCUGUGCAAAGUACUUCAAACCGAAACUGGAGGCAGGUUAUCUUGACACUAUUGGGCGUGUUCCAAUACUAUUCCAACCAUACUGAAAGUUUGACUGCAAAGCAGCCUAUUUUUAAGCUUUAAAAAUAUGGGGGUGUUCAGAGUUUCCAGUAUGGUCAAAAUGACAUAAGAAACACGUCUGGAAAAUUGGAAGAGCUGUUUCAAAUUUGAAAUGGGACAUUUCAAGCUGAGGAUGUUUUGCAUUCGGAACAUUUUGCACAUCACUACAUAAUAAUAAUAAUGCAGAUAAACUCUAUCCACACUUUUAAGGUUUUACCAUUUGUCCAAUUCAGGGAGAAGUUUUGUAACCAUUCCAUAAAACAGACUUUGAAGGACCAAGUUUAGCCAAUGCUGUUAUAGAAAAUAGUGAAGACAAUUU